AUGGCGAGACAAAAUAUCCAAUGUCUCUUUAUUACGGCCAAUGUUGUCGUGGUUUGCUCUCUCCUAUUUUUCGUCCUGAACAACUCCGCGGUCUUUCAUGAUGCAUCCACGGAGCGAGAGCUAGGACAAGUCUUGGGAACGCCGUUGUGCGACUUGGCUCAAGACGAUGGCUCUCCAAAACCACAACAACGGAAGCACAACGACAAGCUUCCACCUAAUACGCAACCAAAAACCGACAAGCUCGUGAAUGCCCCGCAAGGACCUCCCAUAGAUACCACAGGACGUUCAAUAAAAACCAUUGUACAACCUCUCGUGGAUGUGUCAAAGAAACGGCCAUCAACAAUAAAUGACCCCUAUAAACUUGUGAAUUCAGCAAUGGAUUUCUCUUUGCGACAAUCGGAAACGCAACCAAAACCAAAACAACAGAAACACAACAACAAGCUACAACCUGAUACCCCACCAAAAACUGACAAGCUUGAGAAUGCCCCAAAGCGACCUCCUGUAGAUACCCCAGGACGCUCAAUAAAAACCAUUAUACAACCUCUCGUGGAUGUGUCAAAGAGACGGACAUCAACAAUAAAUGACCCCAAUAAAAAUGUGAAUUCAGCACUGGAUUUCUCGUUGCGCUCUCAUACCCCCAAGGCCACCAAGCGCCCAGUGGAAAAGAAUGAGCGUGUCGACAUCACCAGUAUUUUGAACAAGGCGAGGAAGAAGAAACAGGGAAUUCAAGAAUACCAAUCCUAUGAUCACAUGAAAAAGAGCUUGCGACAAAGGUCUACACACAGGCAACAACCCACAAUGACAAAAGACAACAACGAUGAUGGUAAUGACAGACUCAAUAUAUUGCUCUUGUACGGAGACGACUGGACGUUGAAAACAUUGGGAGCCCUAAAUUCCUUCGUCAAAACCCCCAAUCUCGACAAACUGGCAGAACGAGGCAUGCUGUUCACCCACAACUGCGUCACCACGUCCAUUUGUAUGGUCAGUCGAGCCACUCUUUACACGGGGCAAUACGCCAGUCGACACAAAACCUACAUGCCCGAAGACCGGAACAUGUACGCCAAGGGAGUCUGGAACGAAACUCUGUUUGAUCUAUUGAAACAACACGGAUACCACACGGGAAUGGUAGGCAAGUGGCAUCAUACUCAACCACCCAUUCGUACGUUCAACACCUUCAAAAACUAUCACGGCACACACUACAUUACACGCAAGGAGACCAACGAAACCAAGCACAUUACGCAAUGGAACGAAGAAGAUGCACUCGAGUUCUUGGAAAAGCGUCCAAGGGACAAACAUUUUGCCUUGAUGGUGUCAUUCUUUGCCAUUCAUGCGGAAGAUGGAAGCCGAGAACGAUACCGACCGCAAAACAAGAGCAUGGGUCUCUAUCUUGAUGAGGACGUUCCCAAACCAAAGACGGCCACGGACAGACACUUUCACCUCUUGCCCCCCUUUUUCGACAAUCAAAAAAACUUUGGACGUGGACGAUGGAAAGGACGCUACAAUACACCCACUCUAUUCCAGAAAAUGAUGAAGAACAUGUAUCGAAUGGUAACCGAAGUGGAUCAAACAUGUGGUCGAAUCUUGGAAGAGCUCGACAGGCAAAACGUAACGAACCAGACGUUGGUGAUAUUCACCACGGACAAUGGCAACAUGCAUGGCGAACACGGGUUGGCCGAGAAAUGGUUCGCGUACGAAGAGUCGAUCAGGGUGCCCUUGAUCAUUCAAGAUCCUCGAAUGCCCAAGACAAAGGUUGGGCAGCGCAAUGAUGACUUCACGCUGAGCAUCGAUCUUGCACCCACAAUUCUCAGCGCGGCCAAAAUACCCGUCCCAACAGUAAUGCAGGGAAGAGACAUGUCCCAACUCUACCGAUCGAGUAUUCCAAACGAGCUCCAAUGGAGAGACGAAUUCUACUACGAAUGGUUCACGGGCAACAAGGACGACAUCCCUGCUAGUCUGGCUUUGGUCCGAAAGAACGCAAAGUACAUCUUGUGGCCUGACUACGACUACGAGCAGCUCUUUCGGCUCGACAACGAUCCUUUUGAAGAAAACGACCUGUAUCAAUCCACCUUGAAGACUGACAAGGCCCUACUUGAGACGAUGAAGACCAGGAUGGAGGAACUGAAGCAACUUGCGGCCGCGGGAGUGUCACUGUAG
Molecule: messenger RNA, 2154 nt
Organism: Seminavis robusta
Lineage: Eukaryota; Bacillariophyta; Bacillariophyceae; Naviculales; Naviculaceae
Source: the annotation of a GenBank genome assembly